AUGUCCACAUCCGCAUCCACAUCUGCCCCCGACGCCAUGGACAUCACUUCUUCUCCUACCGCUUCUGCUCCGAGCCAUGUAGCCGACCAUGAGACCAAUGGCAAGCUGAGCAAUCGACCGAACCAACUUCCCAGCAAUGACCGAAACCCUGCCGACUCUUCAUCCAACAUGCCUGCGCCGCCGACAGUUGCCUCAUCUGCCGUCCACCAGCCGAAGAUUGUACAAACUGCCUUUAUCCACAAGCUGUAUAACAUGCUGGAAGAUUCUAGCAUUCAGCACUUGAUAUCGUGGUCUUCGAAUGCGGAGAGCUUUGUCAUGUCGCCAACUGCUGAUUUUUCCAAAGUCUUGUCACAAUAUUUCAAACACACCAAUAUCUCGUCAUUUGUUCGCCAGCUCAAUAUGUAUGGGUUUCAUAAGGAACGAGAUGUCUUCCACACCGGCAAUCCGGAUACCACACUGUGGGAGUUUAAACAUGGCAAUGGCAGUUUUAAGCGAGGUGAUAUAGCUGGAUUGCGUGAUAUCAAGCGACGAGCUAGUCGUCAUGCUCUAGUUCAUCGCGAGACCAAUUUCACGAAACCUGGCUCUUCGCAACCCGGUACACCUGCUGAGCCUGUUCAAGUCCCCCCGGAGAGCAUCGACGCGAGACUUGCAAAUCUAGAGCACACCCUCUACGACGUAAGCGCACGAUUACAACGAAGCGAAGAAACCGCACAUUACAUGCACGUGAAAAAUCAGACUGUGAUGGAAACUAUGGGACGAUUGCUGCAUUUCAACCAAGAAUUGACUCGGGCCAUGUUGUCGCUAGUGCCGCUGGAGAGUACAAUUCACCGAGAUGUGAUGGGUCUGCAAGGAGAGAUACAACGACAGGCCGAUAUGAUUCGGACAGUUGACGAGCCUCAAGAUGUGCCAUUUGUGGGUCGGCAGCAAUACUUCAGCAACGUCGACAACCCUCCGGUGUCGCCAAGGCAAUUGCCACAAGAUGAUUCCAGACGACCAGCUGGUGGACUAGCAGUACCGCAGUCCCAGGCCCGAGGGCAGCCCCUAUAUCGGCCUGGUGUACCAUCGUCUCUUACACUCGGAGCGCGACGUCCAUACGGCUCAAUUGGUGGCAGCAGCACUACACAAUCCUCGCCUCUCCGCAAUGCUGCGGCUCCGCCCCCUUCGGGUCCGCAUCCCCUUUCAAACGUGGAAACACCACCUGGCAACCUGGCUCGAAGACACACUGCUGCUGACAUUCGCGCGCAUGGAUGGCAACCUGGACCCUCCCCCUUCUCGGCAUCUAACGCGCCUCCCGGCCCAUGGCCGUCGUCACCUGGAAGAGUGGCUCCGGAGGACCAGCGUAUAAGAGAAUCGUUAUCGACAUACUCGCUGCAGACGGCUUCACAUUCUCAUCCGCAUUCUCGACCCACCACUCCCCCGCCCCCUCAUGCACCUGCCAAUGGCAGUAGCAAUGGGGCAGAUGCAUUUGGUGGUUGGUCCUGGAAUUCGGCAGGCAAUAGGGACACCAAGGGACCCCUAUUUAAAGAUUCAUCGGCGCCUCCGACCAGAAGAGGCAGCAUGGCGCACAUCUUGAACCCAAGUGACACAGCUGAGAGGUCAGAUGAGGACGAAGAUCCACGUGGUGAUGAUGAUAGAAAACGAAAACGAAUGCAGUGA
Metarhizium brunneum ARSEF 3297 is the source of this 1656-nucleotide messenger RNA. It is a transcript of the gene SFL1, whose product is annotated as Transcription factor SFL1. Lineage: Eukaryota; Fungi; Ascomycota; Sordariomycetes; Hypocreales; Clavicipitaceae. Gene Ontology annotation, biological process: regulation of DNA-templated transcription. The record is from RefSeq and is a predicted model, not a curated record. Gene Ontology annotation, molecular function: DNA-binding transcription factor activity; sequence-specific DNA binding.